UGGCUCAUAUUCAAAUACGUCACUUCCGACUUCCCCUCUACUUCCUGCAUGUGCCGACAAUAUGGCAGCGCCCAUAGCGAUUCACUUGGAAUUUGGUGGUGGAGCAGAGCUGCUUUUUAAUGGUGUGAAGGAACAUCAUGUGACUCUUCCAAGCCAAUCCGAACCUUGGGAUGUGAAACAGCUGCUGGUCUGGAUCCAACGGAACCUGCUGAAGGAACGGCCCGAGCUCUUUGUCCAGGGAGACUCUGUGUGAGCAUGUACUUGCACUUGACACACACUUGGAUCCUCUACAUCACACUUUCACUGAAACAAAAUUUUAACUGCCAAAUAUGACUGCGAUAUUUGAUCACAAUAGCUUGAUCAGAACGUUUUUUUAACAUAUUGCAAAUGUGAAAAUGAAACUGAUGUAGUCAAGGAGCUUUUCAGCAGUUUUGAAUUGCUGAAAUGCUGAGGAAAAACAGUCUUGCCAUCAGGUUAUGGGUUUCAGUAAGAUGAUUACCUGUGUGUGUGUGUGUGUGUGUGUGUGUGUGUGUGUGUGUGUGUGUGUGUGUGUGUGUGUGUGUGUGUGUGUGUGUGUGUGUGGGACUGGCUGACUUUUACAGCUGCCUUUGUGCAGGACUAUUUAUAGCACCAUCUAACCAAUGAGUGGAGAAAAGGCUGGCCUACCUAUAAACCUUAUAGAUUAGAUGUGUGUUUUUGUGUGUACUUUAUGUUGGCAGCACACGCUAUUUUUGAGCAAACCAUCAUCAAGGUGUUUCUUCGUUAUAUUUUAAAAAAGGAUCUACGGGUGCUGUGUUAGUUUCUUUAGUUCUUUCUCAAAGCAGCCCUGUUUUUGCGUGUGCAUGCUGCUCGUGUGGACGCAUGUUUGCACUCACAGGUUGCUCUCUCAUUGCCCUUUCUAAUUGACGUCAUAGAGCAUCUACAAGGUGGAGAGAAGCUUAUUUGAACUGCUUCAGGCAUUAUCGCCCCAUCCACAUUAAACUGUUUCCUCCAUGGCUUUCAGAAAAAAAAAUACACUAACAUACGUUAAGAAGACUGCAUCCAUAGGUGCCCGUUGUUACCCUCCCCCCAUUAUCCUCUUUUGAUUGGUGGUGAUUUUUUUAGGCUUCAUCUGAGUGUUAUUUUUGGGCCGCCAUUCAUUUACUGAUGACAGUUUGUCUUCCUCCACGAUCUCUCUACUCUUUUACCUCAGCCACUUAUGUCUCUUUUAUUUAAAAAAAACAAAAAAACAAUCAUCAUUAAUUUCAGUCCUUGUUAGCAAGAAAACAGUUUGGUUAUUUGUGAUUGGUAAUACAAGAGAGAGCAUUUUAAAUGUACAUACGGUAGCAUCAUCAGCAAUGAGAUUAAUCCCAAAAGGCUUGUUUAUGAUCAUAUAAGGGCUAUAACAUGGACAUAGCACACAUAUGCAGUCACUUAUUUAUUAUCAUAUCGCACAUAAUACUGGUUGCCUAUUAAUUUCAUACUGUGAAGUGUUGAAAAACACCAGACUUGAUUUCCUAUUUUCACUGGGCUCAUUUUGCUAUGAAUU
Messenger RNA from Sander lucioperca (pikeperch), 1528 nucleotides. It is a transcript of the gene urm1, whose product is annotated as ubiquitin related modifier 1. Gene Ontology annotation, biological process: protein urmylation; tRNA thio-modification. The record is from RefSeq and is a predicted model, not a curated record. Bases 62 to 253 code for a protein of 63 amino acids. Gene Ontology annotation, cellular component: nucleus; cytoplasm. The transcript has 4 exons. Lineage: Eukaryota; Metazoa; Chordata; Actinopteri; Perciformes; Percidae. Gene Ontology annotation, molecular function: protein tag activity.